Knipowitschia caucasica is the source of this 1605-nucleotide messenger RNA. The record is from the annotation of a GenBank genome assembly. Lineage: Eukaryota; Metazoa; Chordata; Actinopteri; Gobiiformes; Gobiidae.
AUGAGCACUUUACCAUCGUACUCGGGUGCUAGAAUAUCAGGUUGUUGGACACUCACAUCUGACAGCAGUGGAAGUGGCGAGGGCUCCCUGGACCGGCUGCUCCCCUCUGUGACCAGCGGUUUGUCCCCGAGGAAGAGGACCACGAGUCAGUGCAAGUCCGAGCCUCCGCUGCUCCGUACCUCCAAAAGAACCAUCUACACAGCCGGACGCCCGCCCUGGUACAACGAGCACGGGACACAAUCGAAAGAGGCCUUCGUUAUUGGACUGUGCGGCGGAAGCGCUUCAGGAAAAACCACCGUUGCCAGAAAAAUCAUUGAAGCACUUGAUGUUCCAUGGGUCGUGUUACUUUCAAUGGAUUCAUUUUACAAGGUUUUGUCCAAAGAAGAGCAAGUUCUUGCCGCAAGUAACGACUACAACUUUGACCACCCCGAUGCUUUUGACUUCUCGCUGCUCACACACACACUGCGGAAACUGAAAAAAGGAAAAAGUGUGAAGAUCCCAGUGUACGACUUCACCACGCACGGGAGGCAAAAGGACUGGAAAACCGUAUAUGGAGCCAGUGUGAUCAUCUUUGAGGGAAUCAUGGCCUUCACAGACAAAGAGCUUCUGCAGCUCUUGGACAUGAAGAUUUUCGUGGACACUGACUCGGACAUCCGUCUGGUGCGGCGGCUCCGCAGAGACAUCACAGAGAGAGGCCGAGAGAUCGAAGGAGUCAUCAAACAGUACAACAAGUUUGUGAAGCCGGCGUUCGAACAGUACAUCGAGCCCACCAUGAGACUGGCCGACAUCGUGGUCCCUCGAGGUGGCUGCAAUAUGGUUGCGAUUGAUUUAAUCGUGCAGCAUGUCCACAGUCAGCUUGAAGAGAGGAAACUGCGCUGGGAUAUGGCGGCUCUUGCCUCGGCGCACCAGGCUCAGCCCCUCCCCCAGACCCUCAAUGUCCUGGACAGUACCCCGCAGGUCCGAGGCAUGCACACCAUCAUCAGAAAUAAAGAAACCAGUCGUGAUGAGUUCAUCUUCUACUCCAAGAGGCUGAUGCGGCUGCUGAUUGAACGAGCACUGUCCUUCCUCCCCUCACAGGUGAAUCUCGUCCAGACGCCGCAGGGAGAGGAUUACGAAGGCCGAUCUUCCAACGGCAAAAGGAUCACAGGAGUGUCCAUCCUGCGAGCCGGGGAGACCAUGGAGCCCGCCCUCAGAGCUGUUUGUAAAGACGUGCGCAUCGGCAAGAUCCUCAUCCAGACCAACCAGGACACCGGAGAACCAGAGCUUCACUACCUGCGUCUGCCCAAAGACAUCGGAGAAGACCACGUGAUCCUCAUGGACUGCACCGUGUCGACCGGAGCCGCCGCCAUGAUGGCCGUCCGUGUGCUGCUGGACCAUGAUGUGCAGGAGGAUAAGAUUCUGCUGGUGUCUCUGCUCAUGGCGGAGAUGGGCGUGCACUCGGUGGCCUACGCCUUUCCACAGGUCAAGAUCAUCACAACGGCUGUGGACAAGAAGGUCAACGAUCUGUUCCACAUUAUACCAGGCAUCGGAAACUUUGGGGAUCGUUACUUUGGGACGGACGCGCCUCCGGACUGGAGCGACGAGGAGAUGGACGAGCACAGUUAA